AUGUAUCGGGUGGUAGUUAUAUUAGGGCUUGUGACGUCAUCAUUAGGUGGGUUCUUAGACGGCGAUUUGAUGCUUAUUGACGGUGUGAAAUUAGUUGGUAUACCAGUGUCAAACAGUUUGGAGGAUCAAGGCAGGUCGUUUGGGGAGAAUUCGGUAUUGUUCAGGAUGGCCAAGUUUUUGCAAGGACACGAGUUACACGUAAAACUACCCAAGUUGAUCGAGAAGGAUAAGAUCACGCAGAUAUUCUCCGAUACGCUGAAAGCUGUUGAUGAAUCUUACAAAGAUAAUUCUGUAAGCGGGCGUGGUAAGGGUGACGGUGGGGGAUCAGUGGCUCUUCUUGGUAUGAUGUUCGCGAAAGCCAUCGGCGCUGCUGGCAUUGGAGGCUUGGGUCUUCUCACUAUGAAGGCCCUCGCCGUGUCAGCUUUAGCUCUGCUUCUGUCAGCCGUCGUAGGAGUCAAGAAACUGGCGUCCCAUGAUGACCAUGACGACCACCAAGUCAUAUACGCUGGUCACCACGGACACCACAGAAGAAGAAGAGAUUUGACCACGCCUCUUCCUUACCAAGGGUGGGUGGAGUAUGCAAAAACGUCAUAGAAUAAGUUAGAUAAGGAAAUAGACAAACAUAGCCAUAAUGACUUGAUUUUAAACUUAAUAAUAACUUACAAAUAAUACAGGUUUUUAACGUAAACGUAACGUAUCACAUCAUUGUAAUAUGAUUCGAAACCUCCGAGAUAAAAAAAGGUACGUUUAAUGCCUGUAUUAUUAUUUUUUUAACUUUCCGUGACUUAUUUUGUCAUCAAUAUUUAAAAAAAAAUAUGCAGCUGCCGCAUAUGUACUUCGUUUUUUUCUUUGUUUAUCAGACCAUGAUUGGCAGCCAUUUUGUUUUGCUAGUGUAAAGCCGUUAAAAGACGAAUAUACCGCCAAAUAUUGCUGAAAUAAUAGUGACCGUUUCGAAAAGGAAACUACACAAGUACCUAUCAGUUAUAGAGAAUUAUGAGCUCUAUACUAUAAAGUCAAUGUCAAUAAAAUAACUUAUAUACAAAAAUGUAUAUGACAUGUCAAUGUUGCAUUGUUUGGAACGAACCGUUAUGAAGACCAGUGAUAGCUUUAUUGUUCCUACUAAAAACAUUUUAAUGGCCUGACACAGCUGGCUUUUGUGGUCGUUAAAGAAAAUAAUACCUUUUAAAGUGUAUUUUUAAUGUAAUUUUGUAUACUUGUACUACAUAUUAUUUAUUCUGUUGGUUUAUUGGAGAGCUACAAUUAAUGUCUUAUAAAAGUUCUCUACUUUCUUUAAAAAUUGUAUAAGUAAGGUACCACACAAAUCCUAUAUAAUACAUAUAAAUCACGGCCUGAUUCAAUGACCACAUCUAUACCGCUUACCAUGAUCAGUAUAUACUUACUUAUUUUAUUUCGUUCACAUUUUGUACUCUCUUCAUGCAAAUUCGUCGGUAAACUCUUGACCUGUUCUUUCGCUAGAAUGUCCCUUAUUAGGUCAAGAUACGGUCAUCUAAGCCUACCCCUUCCGACAAUCCCAUUCACAUUCACCUUGUAUUGUAUAUUGCUUGCAUUUAUCCUUCACACAUGACCAAACCAUUAAAGCUUCCCUUUUUUUCCUGUCACAAUAUCUUUUCUCACAACGUUCCUUUAUCACACUAGGCCUUAUGCUGUCGCUAAAUUUGGUACCGUUUAAGCUCCAUUUUCACGGUAUUAUUUCUAGUUUCAUUCAGUUGUUUUUCUUUUUUAUUAACGGGAUUAAUUAUACAGAUUGAGUUAGCCUCGAAGUACAUAAGUUCGAGACUUGUGUUUCGAGAUACUAACUCAACGAUAUGUACUACAUAAGUACAUUAUA
Molecule: messenger RNA, 1849 nt
Organism: Amyelois transitella
Lineage: Eukaryota; Metazoa; Arthropoda; Insecta; Lepidoptera; Pyralidae
Exons: 3
Coding region: 1-594 (197 amino acids)
Source: RefSeq, a predicted model, not a curated record